ACCAACGUUUCUCGAAACACACACAAACACGAUCACUUAGAAUUCCAACAUUGUUGUAUCUAUUUUCCGACAUACUUGCUACCUAUUUUUUUCAUUCAUCCUCGUACUUUCCGAAUUCUCAAAAACUCCAAAAAUGAAUAACUUGCUUUCACUCUUACUACUUUCUAUGUUCUUCACAACAUCCUCGGUUUUGGUUCUUGCAGACAAUGCUCCGGCUUCUUCUCCUAAGUCACCGGUUUCUCUACCGCCGUCGAAACCACCUUCUACGGUCUCGGUUUCUCCGGUACAGUCUCCCACGGCUUCUAAAGCAUCCCCUGCAAAGUCUCCAACUUUAUCUCCGCCUUCACAAACUCCGGCGAUCUCUCCAUCUGGGUCUACCUCACCGCCGGCAAGAUCUCCGACUGUUCAGCCACCAUCUUCGGUUUCUCCGGCUAUCAGUCCAUCCACCAAUGUGUCUUCGCCACCGGUUCAAUCUCCGUCCACUCCUCCGCCAACUGCAGCGGUGGCUCCGGUAAGUAGUCCUGUUGCGGCACCAACGGUGACAGAGGGACCAUCAGUUUCUUCUCCACCAGAGGCUUCUUCGGGAGGUAUCCCUUCAAGUUCGGCUACUCCGGCAGAUUCACCGGCGACACUUCCGUCUAACAAAUCGCCGCCUGGAACUGCACCGUCGAGUUCUUCACCAGAAACUUCUUCACCGGGUCCUAUCGGCGACGAUUCGGGUUCAAGAUCAAUUUCCGGGGCUCCGGUUGUUUUGGGUGGCGUGGCUCUCUUGGUUGCCUUGUCUUUUUGAGGCAUUUUGCUAUUUUUGUAAUUUUAUUUUAUUUUAUUUUUGUGUCGCAUUUUUUUGAAUUAUUUUUAUUUGUUUAUCACCUCAUCGAUGGAUAAAUAAUUUAUUGUUAAUUAAUUUAACUUUUUAGUUACGUUA
Messenger RNA from Lathyrus oleraceus (garden pea), 925 nucleotides. RefSeq names its product arabinogalactan protein 1. The transcript has a single exon. Lineage: Eukaryota; Viridiplantae; Streptophyta; Magnoliopsida; Fabales; Fabaceae. Bases 134 to 790 code for a protein of 218 amino acids. The record is from RefSeq and is a predicted model, not a curated record.